Hibiscus syriacus is the source of this 2218-nucleotide messenger RNA. Its product is annotated as exocyst complex component EXO70I-like. The coding region runs from base 119 to 2218 and encodes 699 amino acids. Lineage: Eukaryota; Viridiplantae; Streptophyta; Magnoliopsida; Malvales; Malvaceae. The transcript has 2 exons. Gene Ontology annotation, molecular function: phosphatidylinositol-4,5-bisphosphate binding. The record is from RefSeq and is a predicted model, not a curated record. Gene Ontology annotation, biological process: exocytosis. Gene Ontology annotation, cellular component: exocyst.
GUCAUUGGUUUCUUGGAGUCUAGGAAAGGUUGCAAGUAUUUCCGACCUCUCAAUUUGCUCUCUCUGCUCUUCUGUCUCUGUAUCAUUGUAGCCUGCUAGUUUGUCAAGGAAAAGAUCAAUGUCAGCCAACGAAGUGGAUUCAACGCUUCUCAAGCUAGAAUCGGCGCGCUCCGAUCUAAGAACACUCCUACAAUCAUCAGCUCAAAUGGGAAAAGACCUGGAAAAGAUGGAGAAGAAGUUUGAUUAUAUAGAUGAAAGUCUCUCAACAGCUGCAAAAAGAGUUGCGCCUUUGCAGUCCCUGGAUAUGGCUGCCAAGGCUCUUGAGACCAGAAUUAAUAGAGCGGUCACUCCGGCUCUUGAUCUCCUCCAUAGUUUCAAGCUCUCUGAAACUUUUCAGCACAAGCUCAUUGAACUCUCCGACAAACUAUCUAUUGAGAAAAACCCAAGGAAGAGGCUUAAAAAGCUGCUCAAAUACGUUCAAUGUGUUGAUCAGCUUAACGAAACUAUUAACUUAAUCAGUCGAGAUGGAGAGCCGGUGAUUCAAAAGCUUCAAGAGGUAGUGGAAUUCUUGAGCAGAACAAAAGCCGCUGAUCGAGAUCGAACAGAAAGAUUGAAGGAGACUUUAAUCACCCUUAGAGCUUUAUACGAAUCUGAGGUUGAUGCUAUGAAGUUUGAUGGGUUGCUUGACGAGUCUUUACUUAAUCUGCAGGAUGAAUUCGAGAUUAUGUUACAGCAAAUUAGACAUCAAAACAUAGGGGAGCAACAAGCGGAUGAAGAAGCUGAUCAACCAGUUCCAGUGGUCCCCGACAUUGGCACAGAAAUGCAGGUCCAAAUCCUUAAGCGAAUUGCAGAAACCCUCGCUGCCAAUGAUUGUUUGGAUAUAUGUAUUGAUAUAUUCGUUAAGAUGAGAUACAGAAGAGCAGCCAAAGCGCUGAUGCGAUUAAGCCCGGAUUACUUAAGAAAAUACACUCCAGAAGAAAUUGAUGAAAUGGAGUGGGAGAGCCUGGAGACAGCAAUUUCUCUUUGGAUACAGCAUUUCGAGCUUGCAGUCAAAACGGUCUUUGUAUCAGAAAAAAAACUGUGCAAACAAGUUUUGGGAGGACAUUCCGAAGUGCUUAUUUGGCUAGAGUGUUUCGUCAAGAUCGCGGAUAAAAUCAUGGCAGUAUUUUUCCGCUUUGGAGAAGGUGUUGCAAGGAGUAACAGCGAGCCCCAGAAACUGUUCAAACUCUUGGAAAUGUUCGACUCGUUAGAAAAGAUGAAACCCGAAUUUUCUGAGAUUUUCGAAGGUGAAUCAGGAGCUGAUAUUUGCAUACGUUUUAGGGAACUCGAAAAGUUACUCGUCCAUGCUUCAAGCAAAGUAUUUUGGGAAUUUGGCCUCCAAAUCGAAGGCACUUCCGAUGGUUUUGCACCACCACAAGAUGGUUCAAUACCGAAACUUGUGAGAUAUGCUGUCAAUUACCUUAAGUACCUUACCACAGAGACAUAUAGUGCACCAAUGGCUAAAGUUCUACGAGCAGAGCAGAUCUGGAAAGCUGGCAUCUUAUCGAAACCCGACACAGAUUGGAAUUUACUCAAAGAUGCCAUCUCUAACAUCAUGGAAGCUCUUCAGAGACACAUCGCGUCCAAGAGUUCGAGUUACAGGGACAAAGUCUUGCCCCACAUAUUCGUGAUGAACACGUAUUGGUACAUUUACAUGAGAAGCAGGAAUACAGAACUCGGGAAGCUUUUAGGAGAGCAAUACAUGAAACGGAAAUACAAGAGCGCUGCAGAGGAGUCAGCGUAUAUGUAUCAAUGGCAAUCAUGGGGAACAUUAGUAAGGUUGUUGGGGAAGGAAGAAUCGGAGGAGCAAGACACCAAAGCUGCAGCGGCUUUUGUGAGAGGUAAACUGGAAGCAUUUUUCAAAUGCUUUGAUGAGAUCUCACAAAGGCAUGCAGGGGGUUAUAGCAUCCCUGACGCUGAUUUAAGGGCACAAUUAAGAGGAGCAACAGUGAAAUUGGUGGUUCCUGUUUAUAGUGAAUUCUUGAAGACACACUCAAAGUUGUUGCCCGGAAAAUCUUAUGUUACUCCCGAAUCUUUGCAAGAAUUGGUGGAUCAUGUUUUCAACGGAACUGAUCGGAGCGGCAACAGGAGACUGAAGCGCCGAGAUCCCAAGGACAGUGUGCCGGGGAGGAAAUCGGCUUCCAUGGAGGGAGAGCUUAAGAAUUUAAGACGAUCUUGA